This is a messenger RNA of Blumeria graminis f. sp. triticale, 534 nucleotides long. The record is from the annotation of a GenBank genome assembly. Lineage: Eukaryota; Fungi; Ascomycota; Leotiomycetes; Helotiales; Erysiphaceae.
AUGUCAAUUCAUCAACUAGAGAUCAAAUAUUACGAAUUGAAUAGUCUACCUUCCAACUCGGGUACAAUGAUUACCAAUACCCGUCGAUUAAUAGGUCUAAAGCCCGCUAAGCAGUUGAUGAGAUAUAGCUCGUACAAGAGUCCCCAUGGCCCGAAAUACGCCGUGCAGCCCAAUAUCGGUGGCUUCACUUUAAAACAAGCCAAAACACUUGGCAUAACUCUUGGUGGAUUUGGUGGAGUAGCUGGCUUCUUUGCAUUAUUCUUCCUAGGGGAUGUACCAAGAGUGCGGAAAGAUAUACUCGAAAAAGUACCGUUCAUCGGGAGUCAUUUUAAGAAGGAAAUACCAGCAAGUGAUAAUGUGAGUCAACUUGCCCCUAGAUCUUCACAUCUUUCCCCUGAAAAAAUCCAAUAUGGUGGAUCCCCAAGAUUCUAUGAACAGUCGAUCAAGGCAAGUGCGCCGGAACGACUUGAUCUGCGCGCAUCCUCACUGGACACUGAAAGUUGGAGAUCAUCAAGGAUUAUUCAGACUUUCUAA